Trichoderma asperellum CBS 433.97 is the source of this 1380-nucleotide messenger RNA. RefSeq lists its product as uncharacterized. Lineage: Eukaryota; Fungi; Ascomycota; Sordariomycetes; Hypocreales; Hypocreaceae. The record is from RefSeq and is a predicted model, not a curated record.
AUGUUGGAAUAUUUUUCCUAUAAAAAAUUCAAAAAGUCCAAGGAAGAAAAGGAUGCAAAGGAAGUCAAGAAGGACGACACAAAGACUGAAGCAGACGGAAAUAAACCCGUCGCAGAGAAAGAGGAUGGCAAGAAGGGCGAGAAUUCCGGCUCAUCUAUCCCCGAGUCUCAAGCUCAGAAGGCCGUCCUGAAACCUGAAGACGAGCGAUUCCUCGAAGAACUCCUCGCGCAGGAUACCGAUGGCCCUCCGCCACCGCUUCCCCCGCGCAUCUACACGUACGACGUAGAUUGGCAUUCAAGCGACGAGGCAUCCAUCGCCGAAUCAAAGAAAACCACUGAUGAUGAGAAAGAGGAGGCUGGGAAGACACCAGCUGCCGCAAAAAAGGAAGACGCUUCUGCAAAAGCCACCAACAAAGCAGACAAGGAAAAGGCAGAAAAGAAGCCCAACCGACUGUCGCUUCUAUUCACACGGAGCAAGAAGCCAGCGGACCACCCCAAGUCCAGCGACUCACUCAAACCAGAUGCCGAAGACGUCACGCCAAAGGAAGCCGAGCGCGAGAAGAAGGACCUCACCCGCGUUCUCGACCGGCUCAGUCUCUCCGCCAAGAACAACACAGUCGUCUCCGAGUCCAACGGCUCGUCUGACCUCCUCCAAAGAUUCACACAAGUCUUCAAAGACCUCGUCAACGGCGUGCCCACCGCCUAUGACGACCUCACCAAGUUGAUUGAGGACCGCGACGGCUCCAUCAAUAAGCUUUUCGACAAGCUGCCAGAUUCGCUGAAGAAGCUUGUCACGCAGCUCCCCGAUAAGCUGACUACGACGCUGGCUCCGGAACUUCUAGCCGCUGCUGCGGAGAGCCAGGGCAUCAAGGUGGUUGAAGGCGGCAUGAAGGGGACGGCCAAGAGGAUGCUGAUGGGGCAAAACCUGGCCGACUUGGUGAAGAGGCCUGGAGCGAUUGUCGGUAUGCUGAAGGCGAUUGUGGAGGUCUUGAAAACGAGGUGGCCGGCGUUCAUUGGCAUGAAUGUCAUUUGGAGCGUUGCUCUAAGCUUGCUCCUUGUUGUACUCUGGUACUGUUACAAACGCGGUCGCGAAGAACGAAUUCUCCGUGAGGCUGAGGCCGAAGCCGGAGCCAGUGCUGAAGUUGGCGCCAGUAGCGAAGCCGAUAGUCGACGGUUUGAGGAGCUCUCUGACGACUCUACCGGUGAAGAAUCUGGACAGAAGAAUGCAGACGCCGCGGAGGAGGCCGCAGAGGCCGCAGAAGCCAUACCGGUGAUCAUAACGUCACCAGAUGGGGAAGAACGAGCAUCGCCUGCACCGAAAGGAGCUUCGACACCAGAGAUGCCGCGGCUUGAUGCUUCAGAAGAGCAGAACAACCCCUAA